CGAGGACCUCCAAGAAUCGCCGUAUAACAGCACAAAAACGAAUAAACACCAUAAUGGACAAUGAUGGAAAGUCCGGCCCAGAGCCAGACUGAUAAAAAUGAUGCUGCUCAUAUUGCUGAAGCAUGUGGCUCUGGGAUUGUAAAUAGAAGUUGUGACGAACAACAAGAUGUUGGAUUUGGUGGAGGUGAUGACGCUUCAGCAGUUCUUGUUCAAUAUGCCGCUCCUGCACCUUCUCCAUCUCCUGAUGCUGAUUUUAAGAAGGAGCUGUACAGGAACGACAACGGCGAUAACGACGACGCCAAGGACAUGGCGGUCUCAGGAGACGGUGGAGACGUUGACCUACAUCAAGUCCAAGGAAUCAGCGCCGCUUCUUGUUCCCCAAGGGCAACUACCUUGUCUCCAUCCCUGCUUUUGACCGAUGAAGGAGACGAAGUAGGUCCGCUUGGGUUCUUCACCGCAACGAAUCCAGCUCCUGCAGACAAGAAACCUCCGAGCUCAAGGCAGACAAGACUACCGAGUGCGCUUGGUGUUGGGCGAGCAGCUGCCAGCUCUGCAUCUACGGGCCAGCAGGAGCAAUCUCGAGACGCAGCAAAAAAGCAGAGUG
This is a messenger RNA of Amoebophrya sp. A25, 604 nucleotides long. Lineage: Eukaryota; Dinophyceae; Syndiniales; Amoebophryaceae. The record is from the annotation of a GenBank genome assembly.